This is a messenger RNA of Mercurialis annua (annual mercury), 1312 nucleotides long. RefSeq lists its product as uncharacterized. The record is from RefSeq and is a predicted model, not a curated record. The transcript has 4 exons. NCBI's taxonomy places the organism in Eukaryota, Viridiplantae, Streptophyta, Magnoliopsida, Malpighiales, Euphorbiaceae. Bases 98 to 784 code for a protein of 228 amino acids.
AAACACAGGGUGUAAGAUAGUAUAAAUAUAGUCUCGUGUUACUUUCCUUUUGAAAAUCACCCCCAAAUUGAAAUUUAGGGUUUGUAGCAAUUCAAUCAUGUCUAACUUAGACUGCGUGGAGUCGGUGCCGAUAAAGCUAAACGCUGCUGUUGACGAUGAAAGGAAUGUGCGUGGCCUGUCGGACUACGAAUUACCCUCGCAGACGCCAACACGAAUAGUUUUGGUGAAGAGAAAGGCUGGUUUUGACGACAACUCUGUUUCCGACGACGAGGAGGAGAGCGGUGAUGAUUCUGAUUGUGAUGAGGUCUCAGAUAAUAAAGUCAGAGAAGAAGAAAAAAUUGUAUAUGCGGAGGAGGAGGAGGAUGAUGGUUAUGAAGGCAGCGAACAGCAGGAAAAGGACUUUGAGGAUUAUGUGAAAAUUGUGAAGGAGUCUGAAGGUUUUGAAAUCGGAAAAGGUUACAGAGGGUUUAUUAUUGGUGUUAAAGCCUCGGUCAAUCUGAAGGAUCCUGAGGAUAUUUAUACCAAGAACUGCAUUGAGGCUGUUCAUUCUGCAGUCAAGCAACAGAACGAUGAGAAGGGUGCAAAUUUGGAAUUCAUGGAGGUGACUAGCGCAAAUUGGACUUCAUUUGCUCUUUAUUAUGCAACCUUUAAAGCUAGAAACAAGACUACUAAUGAGGUGAACACUUAUCAAACAAAGGUCUUUCGCUGUUUGAUUGAUGGCGAGACUGAAAUUGAUUUGUUCAGGCUUAAACCAAUUCGAGAUAGUACAGCUAUCCAAGCUUAAUUGUAGCUGCAAGAUGGCAUAAGAUGCUUAUUGACCGUGGAGAUCUCCGACAGAUUCUUAAUUUCGGUGUUGUAAAUAGGUAGGUAGCAUGAAAACUUUUGGCUGGGACCAUAUGAUAUGUGUGGUUCUCAUAGGAGUUUAUUUGUGAUAUGUUUAGUUCUACAAAACACAUUUUGUUAGCUUUUAUAUAAAAUUUUAACCGGUGGAGAAAAAAUAACCAUAUGUUUAACAGUACAGGGUUGGCGGCUAUAAGAGAGAAGGGUAAAGUGAAAACAAUGUAAUAUAUGUCACCUUGCUUCAAUGGUCCAUAUCAUCCUUGCUAUGAUCAAUGGUUAAAUUAGUGGUUAUAAUAGCUUCACUUAUAAAACAAGUCGACUGGUAUUUUUGGUUCAGUAGUAAAAAAAGAGUCGAAAGAUAUUAUGUACAAGUUUUUUUCUAAUGAAUAUUAUGUACAAGUUUAAUGUUACUUAUAUUAAAAUAAUUUUAUUAUACCUAUUUAAAUGACUUUAUUAGUCAUUCUUACUCAUA